This is a messenger RNA of Octopus bimaculoides (California two-spot octopus), 9420 nucleotides long. RefSeq names its product leucine-rich repeat serine/threonine-protein kinase 1. NCBI's taxonomy places the organism in Eukaryota, Metazoa, Mollusca, Cephalopoda, Octopoda, Octopodidae. The record is from RefSeq and is a predicted model, not a curated record. Gene Ontology annotation, molecular function: protein kinase activity; protein binding; ATP binding. Gene Ontology annotation, biological process: protein phosphorylation.
UUUCUGUCGAACACUGCUGUUGUUUUUGCAAAGCUUUCCCGCGAUGUUCUAAGCUAGCACGUUAUCACAUGAUCAAGUGACGUCACAGCUAGUUGAUCUUGGGACAACGACGACGACGCAAACGUCGGGAGGGGCAUUCCGAUUCAUUGCUUUGCGCUAUUAUUGUACUGUUGUUUGGCUCCAGGGUUAAACCCGAUGCGUGCAGGCGGCCUUCUAAAUCUGUUAUGUAGAACUUCGUUAUCUAAUGUGUGUUUUAACUAAGGCUGGAGUAUGUGGCUUGGAGGCUGCUAUUUCUAGCGUAGAAGUUUCUGCGUUGGCAUGUGAACUGUAGUGUAGAAUCUUUGCGCUUGAACCUCACGUAUGUAACACUGUGAAUGAAAAGAAAAAAACUGCAAAAAAAAAAACAAAAACUUCGACUAACUAAAAUUAUCCAAGAAAUUGGUUGACAAAAUUUUCCUCUGGUGGGGAUGUUUAAAAUCUAAACAACGAAGAAGGGAGAUAAAUCCAACAAGAUCAGCGGAUCGAAAUAUUCAACACUACAUAAUGCAGAUUGUUCAGGUCCUCGGUUCGUCUCUCGUUUUCUUAUCUCUCGUUGCUUAUCCAUUCAUGCUGCAGUUGCUGACUUUCCGGUGCUGAUGCAACGCCAACAUAUUUUCUGCUGCAGUGUAUAGCUUUGCUGUUUGCACCGAGAAUGCAAGUGCAUCACUAGUCGUCACGAGAUGAUUUGGCGCUCCAAUUUAACUCAAGUCAAUUUAUUUUCUUUACUCAAUAAAUAAUAAUAUAGUAAUAAUGAAAGCGACCUCAAUAUCAACAGCAUACCACUACUGACACGACCUCAUUCAUAGAAUAUAUCAACUGCAACAGAAUAGCAGCAAUAGUAACACGAGAAAAUAAAUAGCUGAACUCCGAGACCGGUAUGAGAGUACAAGCAGACGGAGAAGACGUGAAAGAAGAACCGUAACAACAACAAUACACCAUCGUUAUCACCACCAAACAGCAUUAUUAGUACGCACGAAAACAAUAACUUGUCAGUCCCAGCCUGAAUUGUAAAGUUUCAUGUAUAUGUGACGAAGCGUGUAAAUAUGUGAUAGAAACGAAAGUCUGACUAAACACAACAGUGAAAGAAGAAGACUGGCGACAACUGCAACGGGAACAAACGAUAUAAAAAUCAAUAUCAAUAUCGGCAACUGAUAUAAAUAAAUAUAAAUAUCAUCUGCACAGAAUAUAGAACAACGGAACAGUAUUCUACGUAACAACGGAACAUCUUUCUACGGAACAGUGGAACAUACCCCGGGAAAGGGAACAAGCUAAAAGUAUUGCAAUGGCUUGAGAAAUAUCUGUAUAUUCCUUUUAAUAUUAUUAUCUUUUACGUCUCCCUUUUAUCGAUAUCCUCCACUUAGAUUCCCCGUUUUUCAUAUUUUGGAAUUAAACAACACAGCAACAUCGAUAGGACCUUAGGAUAAACACAAGUCAUGUUUGUAUUACCAAGUCGCCGUUUGAUUCUUAAUUAAAAUGUGGUAGCCACGCUGAAAAGAUGUCCAGCGAAGUGAAUAACUCCGAUACCCCCUGCGCCGGCCUAGACGAAUGGCCUGGUCAGAUGAUACAUCAGGCAGCCAUCUACAACAACAGUGAGUUGAUGCAGUGUCUACUGGAAGGAGACGAGUUGGCAAAUGUUAACCAAUUAGAUAGCAGUGGUCGGACAGCUGUCUAUACUGCAGUGACAAAUAACAGUGUUGAUUGUCUCAAAUGGCUCAUACAUUAUGGAGCUAAUCUGAACCUUCCGGGAGGCCCCAAAUGUCACAACAAUACACCGCUCCAUGUUGCUGUGGAGAAAGGCUUCAAGGACAUUGUUGUCACCCUUCUUGAUGCUGGCGCUGACCUCAAUGCCUUAAAUGUAUUCAACUUGACCCCAGUGAAAAUUGCUGAACUGCGAGGGGAUGUGGAGAUCUACAGCUGUUUAUUAAGAGAGAAAGCGAAAAGAACUGCAAAAUGGGUUAAAAUAGCUGAUGAGUUUUUAUUAGCUUGUGAACAAGGAGAUAUGAUGAGAGCUUUGGAGUUACGGGAGAAAAUCGGUGAUCGGGCAGAAUCUAUCAUUAGCGCUAUGAAAUACAACAAGACUCUUUUGUGUGUAUGUAGAUCAGGAGAGAAAGAUCUGGUUCGCCUUUUGCUCACAAUUAAUCUGGAAGUGGAUAGUAUCAGCUUUGGUGAUAAAUCUCCAUUACAUGUGUCCUGUGAAGAAGGUCAUUUGGAAGUGACCUUGUUGUUGCUUGAGAAAUAUCCAGAAAAUGCAGCGUUGCGUUGCCCCAACGGAAGACUUGCUAUACAUUAUGCUGCCAUGAAUGGUAAACUAGAUAUUGUUUCCUUAUUACUGGAGUUUCCAUACCCUGAUCAAGCACUGAUGCAAAUUAAUCACACGACUGAUGGCAUUCAACAUUUCCAUCACGCCUUCGAUCCUGAUACUUUGGACUUUGAUUCCAAGUCAGCCUUGUACCACGCCUGUGAAAAUGGACACUACAGUGUUGUCAAGUACAUGCUUCACAAAGAAAUGCCUGCGUGUAAGACAUGUGUAAAAUGCAUUCCGGAAAAGACUUCUGACAGUAUGACCCAAAGUCAAAUGUUUCCCACAGUUCACUUAUGUAAACCAUUCACUGUAAAUGGACUGAGUCCUCUGCAAAUAGCUGUUCUUCAUAAUUUCCAGGAAAUUGCAAGUAUACUGCUAGAGACUGGGGUUAACACAGGAGUUAGGGCUGACCCUAAUGAACUCACAUUCGUCUUGAAAACAGCUUCUGAUUACAGUUACAUUUCUUUGGUUGACCUCCUUUUACAACAUGGUGCCAAAGACGAUCGCAAUCAUAUUCUCAUGGCUGCUGAAAUAUCUCAGGAUAUCGAGAUGCUUGGGGUGAUUCUAAAAUAUAAAACUGUACCGGAUACUCACUGUCAUAUUGACCGUAAUCAAGUGAAGCUGAAAGCUUCUGAGCUGUCUUUUAUGUCAGAGAGUGGUAACAUUGAGAGCUUUAACUCUUCUGAUCUCGACGGACAACUUUAUCCUCCAAUGACUGCUGUUUCUCUUUGCUGGCAGGACUUGCGGAUUCUCACAUGCGUGCACACUUCUUGGUUGAUUUCUGCUUCUUUGCUUCACAACCCUUACCUUAAUAGCAGCCACACACAACUGUCAUUGUGUACCAUCACAAGAAUUAAUCUUCAGGGCAACAGAAUAUUAAAGUUUCCGUCCAUUUUAUAUGAAUUAUCUUCUCUUUGUUACUUAGAUAUUUCACACAAUGAGGUUGAUGCUCUUUCUGAAACAAACCCCUUACAGAUUGGAGAACUGUGGCCAAAUCUAGUCAAAUUGAACAUUAGUCACAACAAGUUACUUUUUUUACCAAGUUAUAUCUUUCAUUUACCUAUACUAUUUUAUUUAAAUGCUUCUUACAAUCGCUUAGAGAACAUUCCAGAGGACUUUUGGUUCACAUCUUCGUUAGAGAAUGUUGAUUUCUCUUAUAAUAACUUGCGAUCCUUCAUGUGUCCAGCUUAUCAGAGCCGGGUAAUGAUGUCAAAUCGGCAAAGAUAUUCAACCACCUACUCAUGCAAUGAGAGUGUUUCCAGCAAUGACAAUUCAGAAGUAUUCACCUUGGGACAUUCCACCAGCCAAGAGCUGGAAGAGUAUAGCGAUACUGUGUUAUCGCAUAACUUGAAAAUGGAUGUGCAACAUUGUGUCUACUGGCACAGCAGUUUGCAGGUGAGCACAGAAUCUGAUGUGCCCGCUAACGAUGAAAAUGGACGUAAACUAGGCCUUAAAGUUCUCAACCUUUCAUCCAAUCACUUGAAAGAAAUUCCUGAGGGUUUGGCUUGUUGUUUCCCAAACUUGGAUCAGCUAAAUAUCUCGGAAAAUGAUAUCUACAAUUGGGGCAAUCUCAGUCUUUAUCCAUCAAUGUUGCGAGAACUUGAUCUCAGUCAAAACCGACUCAUCAAUAUGUCGUCGAAACAAGGUUCUACAUCAACAAGCACGGAGUCGUUGUUUUGCUAUAAUACCAGACAGGGAUCAACAUCUUCGUGGAGGCACAGUGGCACACCACCAUUUACUUCUUACAUACAAGACUUGAAUACUUGUGUUCAUCGUCAGCACCGAAUUUUGGUGAAUUUGCAGACAUUGAAUUUACACGCUAAUCGUCUUUCAUCCUUGAACUUCAUUCAUCCUGUUAAUACAUCUGCUGACUCUUGCCAUUCACGGAAUUCUGUUGGAACCGAAGGCUCUUUCCGAAGUUCUGCAACAUCUGGAAUAGGUCCACCCCCAGUGGUAAUAUUCCCAAACUUGACCAUGUUGGAUGUGAGUUUUAAUCGAAUCAACAAAGUUGCUGGUGACAUUGGUUUACUGUCUCAACUGAAAAUGCUAAAUCUUAGUGACAAUGAUAUACGAGAGCUUCCUGCUGAAAUGGGUUUAUUGAAAAGAUUGUGGAAGCUUGAUCUGGAAAACUGUCCCUUAGAAGGGCCUGUGCACGACUUGCUUGCAAUGAAUCGACCUGCUGUUGAGAUUACAGGCUUUCUUAAUUCAGUGCUUGAAGCGGAAUGUGAAUACAACUGCUUAAAUCUGAUGCUUGUUGGCACUCAUAAUGUUGGUAAAACAUCUUUACUGUUGCAACUGAGGAAACUCUGCAAAAUACCCAAAGACAGUCGACCAAAACAUUGGGUGGAGCGCAUUGGAGGAAGCGGCACAGCGAAGGGACGGUUAUUAUCAACAGUAGGCAUUGACAUGGAGAAGGUGAUUCUUGAUAAACCAACAAAAGGUCCAAUCACAUUCCGGACUUGGGACUUUGGAGGGCAGCGAGAGUACUAUGCCACACACCGCUACUUUCUGCUGAAGCGUUCACUCUACCUUGUAAUCUGGAAGAUUUCAGAUGGUGAGGAAGGUGUUAAUGGUAUGCUUCAGUGGUUAAUUAAUAUCCAGUCUCAAGCUCCUGGUUCAUCAGUUAUCAUUAUUGGAACUCACUUGGAUGUCCUCAAGAACCGAUCAACUCGUGGCAGCUUCCCAAAAGACUUUGAAGAAACCAUGAUGAAACUCAUUGAAGAACGGUACAUGGUGCCUGAACCAGACAAAUGUGGUUUGCCUAUUGUGAUUGAUGCUUGGAAUGUUAGCAACAUAACAGGAAAUAAUGUGAAAAAACUACUACAGCGUAUAUACGACUUAGCUUUUGAGCUAAGGUAUCCAAAAAGUAAACAAACCAUUCUACUGAAACAAAAGAUUCCAAAGAAAUAUUUGUACCUACAAGAAAUAGUUCAAGAAAUAGCGGAAAACAAGAAAGCUAAUGGAGAAGACCCUGUGUUAACACGCGAAUUGUACAAAAUACAAGUGAUGAACAAGAUGAUGGAACGCAUUGGGACAUCAUUUAGGGAUGUUGCUGAACUUGAUCAAGCCACACACUUCCUUCAUGAAAAUGGUGUCCUUUGUCAUUAUGAAGAUAUCAACCUGUCUGAUACGUAUUUCCUUGACCCCCAGUGGCUUUGUGAUCAACUUGCUAAAGUGGUCACCAUUCGAGAAGUAAACAAAUUUGCUGUCAACGGUGUGAUGUAUAUGAAGGACUUAGGACUGCUCUAUAAGAGUUUAUCAAAGAGUCCAAAUUCUGGUUCCCAAGGCUAUAUGUUAGACUUACUGAGUAAGUUUGAAUUAGCCCUACAGUUUGAUAAAGAUAAACUUUUAAUCCCAUCUUUGCUACCAACUGUGCCCUGCGAAAAACAAGUUCUGGUAAAAUUAAAAUAUGAUGAAAGUGAUGAAGAAAAUCCAAAUUUGGACUUUGAUGAGAGCAUCAGUAUAAAACCCCCAGAAAAUUUUCCUACCAAACCACUACCUCAGAACAAUCUUGUAAAAGUUGAAAUGUCUCCUGUUCUUGAAAAUAAACAAGAAAAUUCUUUUGAUACUUCCCAAGCAAAACUGAAUUCUUAUAAAUUGGAACCGAUCCAUUCCAUGUGCCGAAUAUACCAGCUAAUGUACAUACCAAGUGGAUUUUGGCCCCAGGUUAUUACAAGACUUUUGGCAGACAAAUGUAUAUACACCACAGCUGAAUACUUGUUUGAUAUCGAUUGUUGUUGUGACCAGUGUCUGCCAAUUAUCCGCAAAGAAAUUGUGAAGACAAUUCGAUGGCGGUGCUGGCAGAAACAAAUGGAACUAGUGUACAAGAAUUGUGUGUUACUGAGUGUGAAAGAAGCCAGUGUCGACUCCCCUGGGGUCAUAUGUGACUUUACACGUUGUACAGUCUUGUGUCACAUGGGACAGAGGUGGGAGAUUGUAGACUUAAAACAAGCUUCCGUUCUGGAGCUUUGUUUCCCCAGCAAUGAAUAUUCUAUAAAUUUUUAUAACAACAUUUCCAGUGAGCAGCAGAAGAAAACAUCUCAGCAAAAAUGUGAUAUAACAGAAAAUGAACAGCAGAGAACUUCAAGUGAACAAUAUUGCCUUUUUUGCCAGAAUGUCAACAAAGUGUGCGACUUUACUCUAGUUCGCAAUGAGAAGUUGUCCUGCAGACUUCUGGCCCGUGUCAUUGAACACGUUGACAACCUGUUGCAGGACUGGUACCCAGAGCUUGGCGAGCAGCGUUUCAUUCAGAACAUCCACGGUCAGUAUCUGGUCAGUCGGCUUGUACCAUGUCCUUGCUGCUUGACCACCAUACAUCACAAACAGCAGAAAGUCAAUAACAAAGACAAUUGGAUUAUGGUCAAUGACUUGAUUAACCAAUCAGAGCUGUGUCUAAAUUUAGACAAUAUGGACGAGGAUCAAUCUAAAGACUGCUCUAAUAAACUACUUGUCAAUUCGACUUUGCACUCGUUUUUGGUGGAGGAAUGCAUGUUAAAUGUUCUGGAACAGCAGUCUGCAGACUGCCCCAUUCAUGGAGACCUUGGUCGUUAUUGGGUUGCUUCAGAUAAUCAGCUUAAGAAACUUUAUUUGGCCCCCGAUAUUGUGAAUAAUUAUAUAAUUAUUAUGCAAAUGUAUGAUGUAAAAAAUAACUAUGUAACAUGUUCUGUUGAAUUUUCUCAGAAUUUGCCUGCGAAAUCAAGUGCCAUAAAAAAUUUGUGUGAUACUAAAAGAAAUAGUACGACAAUUGACCAUCGUAUGUAUAAUGCAGUCCAUGCGUAUACAACAGCACGGCAAGAGAUUGCAAUUCUUCAGUCUCUUCAUCAUCCACAGAUUGUUGAACUUUUGGGCGUCGUUAUUCAUCCUUUGGCCUUAGUUCUUGAAUUGGCACCACAUGGCUCACUGAAUUCUUUAUUGAAAACAUAUCGAGAUAAGCAAGACAUGCUGCCUGUGUUUGCUGUUAAAAAUGUUAUAUUACAGAUUGCUUCAGCAUUAUCUUAUCUCCAUUCAAAAGGAAUAAUCUACCGCGACCUUAAAUCGGAAAACGUCCUUGUCUGGUCAUUCCCCAUUCCACUUACAGUAAAGCCUGACUUCCACGUUGAUGUCAGGCUUGCUGACUACGGCAUCAGUCGUAUGUCCCUACCGACUGGAACUAAAGGCUUUGGUGGAACGCCACCUUUCAUUGCUCCAGAGAUACUUCAACAUGUUGGAAAGGACAUCUACACAGAUAAGGUUGAUAGCUUCUCCUUUGGAAUGUUUAUCUAUGAAUUGGUCACUUGUCAGCAACCAUUAUGGAAAGAAUCUCAUGUUAAUAAUUUUAUCUGCCAAGGUGGACGGCCAAAAGUAACUCCUGAGGAGACCGAAUGUCCUUCCCAUUUUCUUGAUUUGAUGACACUCUGCUGGUCACAGGAAGCCAAAGAUCGUCCUUCUAUGGACGACAUCAUUAAAUUAGCAAGUUGUACAGAGUUUUGCCACUUUAUGGAUGCCGUUUCACUUGAAGCUGCUGUAACUGUUUUAGCAUCAUGCAUAUUCUUUUAUGGAUCCUCAUCAGAGUCGUGUGCAUAUGAUAAUAUACGAGAUAUUGGGGAAAGUUAUACCCAACUCUGGCUAAGCACUCACCUAGCUGAUAAAAAUAUGCUGGAAAUCUACACCUUCUACCGAAAUAAAUGUGUGGAGAGCAAGUUUGUGAAACACCUCUCCGUACAUGCCCUGUGCAGCAGUGACCAGCAUGUGUGGGGUCUUGGAAAUAAACAAAUGGUAUACGUAUUCAGCCCUGAGAGUUUGCUCUGUAUCCAACAGAUAAUGUUGACUGUCGAACCAGUGUGCAGUCCACUGGACAUUCAUUAUUUAGAACAGAGCAAGAAGAUCCUCACCAUCUUCACCGAUGGCACUGUCAUAGCUUGUGAAGCAGAGGUAAGCGAACACAGUCUGAAUCUGGAGGAAGAAAAUGAAGCUGUGGUGCAUACAUUGCAACUGCCAAGGAAUACAACAUUCUCUUCCACAGUUGUUGAAACUAGACAUCGUUGCUUACUGUGGAGGGGAACGACCGAUUGUAUGUUGGAAGUUUUUGAUAUCACAGAUCUUCUGGAUUGGCAACAGAAACACGAUGUCAAGGCUAUGACAGUGGGGCACCUAGCAGAUGAGAAGGGCCAGAGUGUGUGUUAUCUCCUUGUUACAUGGUCAUCGGCUUUGACCAACACUGACUACGUUUUCUCCUACAACUACCCAGGUUCUACUGUUGUGAGGUGGAAUGUUCACACUCAUCUUCAAGAGUCAACACUUGACUGUGAGUCUGCAGUUGCGGAUAUUAAGAGACCAAAAAAGAAAACCUGCCUAGUCACAGCUAUGAAUGUCGUUGCGGGCCACCUAUAUGUUGGAACGACGCUUGGGAUUAUUGUCGUGGCCGAAGCGCUAACCAUGGUGCCUCUUGCUAUCCUCCAGUGUCAUGGAACUAGCGAAUUCUACAUCAAAGCAAUCCAACCUUUACAGGUAGACACGGGCAUGAUGGAGGUAUGUACACCGGCAUCGACAGUUGGAAUUCCGCGGAGUGCUCAGUCAUCAAGAGACCAGCGAGGCAUCAUCACCGUUGGCCGAGGUUUCGUGGACCCUUUUAGAAACUUUCUGGAGCAGCUGAAAAGGUCCUCUGUGCCUUACUUGGAAAGCGGCAAACUUCCCGAUGACAUGUAUAAACGCCAUGCGUUUCUUAUUAGCUGGAUUGCAGAAGACUGGUGCAAUUAUUGAUAUGUUUCAUCCGUUACUCUUUUAAACUUGUUCUCUUAAAAGUAAAAAGGAAGACAACUUUUUUGGGGGAAAAAACAAAAGCAAAAACGUCUUGAAAUCAAUUUAAAGAGGACGGAAAGAAAAACACCUCAAUAACAAAAGAACAACAGAAAAUCUCUUUCAAAUUUCUGAAUUUCUCUGCCAAAUGAAACAACAACAACAACAACAACAAAACGGAAAGGGGUAAAGCAACAAAAAAUAUAAAUAAAUAAAAAAAAGACGAAAACAAGAAGAUAUGAGAAAGUAUAAGAAAAAAACGUACUUCUAUGAUGGUAAAAAAUUUCCAGAGAAGUGGACUAUUA